AUGCCGCACCGGGACGCACGUUCGGGCCUGGCGGUGGUCGGUAUAAAGCCGCUGCCCGCCGCCGCCCACCCCAGCUACCACCACCCCAACCGCAACCCCCCGCCGCCGCCCCCCUCGCCGCGUGCCCCAUUCCGGUUCUCCGUCUGCGAGCCCAUCAGCGAGGAGCCGCCCCCGCCGCCGCCCCCGCCGCCGCCCCCGCCGCCCGCGCCUGCGACGUCGUCAUCGAUCCAGGUCGAGCACGAGGUUUAUCAGCGUCAUCACCGGCCGCGCGCGCCCCUCCCGCGCACCCAGUCCGCCCCACAGCUGCUCAUCUCCACCACCACCACCAAGCCCGUCCACAUCCACCUUCUUCAACGAUCCGCGCCGAAAAUGUCUUCGUCGCUCAUGCCCCGCAGCGACUCGUUCAACGCCCGCGUCCGCGGCAGCAGCCAUGUCGACUUCAAGACCGCCACCACCGGCGUCGCCGCCAAGGCGAUGCGCAACGAGCUCAGCAAGCUCGUCAGCACCGUCGAGGACCCGCAGACGAAGAAGGCGUUUGACACCGAGAUGCAAUCGUUCUUCUACCUCUUCACCCGCUACCUCUCCGAGCGCGCGAACGCGCAAGAGCUCGACUGGGACCGCGUCAAGUCGCCCGGCGCGGACCAGAUCGUGCCCUACGCCCAGCUCUCCGCCUCGGCCAACCCGAAGAACCUCGACAAGCUCGCCGUGCUCAAAGUCAACGGCGGCCUGGGCACCUCGAUGGGCAUGACCGGCGCCAAGUCGGCGCUGGAGGUGAAGGACGACAUGACCUUCCUCGACCUGACCGUGCGCCAGAUCGAGCACCUCAACACGUCGCACCACGUCGACGUCCCGCUCGUGCUCAUGACCUCGUUCAACACGCACGAGGACACGCUCCGGAUCAUCAAAAAGUACGCGAACCAGCAGCUGCGGAUCACGACCUUCAACCAGUCGCGCUACCCGCGCAUCUUCAAGGAGUCGCUCAUGCCCUGCCCCAAGUCGGCCGACGACGACAAGAAGCACUGGUACCCGCCCGGCCACGGCGACCUCUACAACGCCCUCCUCCACUCGGGCGUGCUCGACCAGCUCCUCGCCGAGGGCAAGGAGUACCUCUUCGUCUCCAACUCGGACAACCUCGGCGCCGUCGUCGACGAGGCGAUCCUGCAGCACAUGAUCGACACCGGCGCCGAGUUCGUGAUGGAGGUCACCGACAAGACCAAGGCGGACAUCAAGGGCGGCACGCUCAUCGACUACGAGGGCCAGGUCCGGCUGCUCGAGGUCGCGCAGGUGCCGUCCGAGCACGUCGAGGACUUCAAGUCGGUCCGCAAGUUCAAGAUCUUCAACACGAACAACAUCUGGAUCGACCUCCGCGCGCUCAAGCGCAUCAUGGAGGACGAGGGCAUGGAGCUCGAGAUCAUCAUCAACCCCAAGACGAACGACGACGGCCAGGCCGUCGUCCAGCUCGAGACGGCCGCCGGCGCCGCCAUCAAGCACUUUAGGGGCGCCCACGGCGUCAACGUGCCCCGCAGCCGCUUCUUGCCCGUCAAGAGCUGCUCGGAUCUGCUCCUCAUCAAGAGCGAUAUUUACUCGAUCCAGCACGGCCAGCUCCUCCUCAACGAGGCGCGCAUGUUCGAGACCACGCCCGUCAUCAAGCUCGGCGACCACUUCAAGAAGGUAGAGGAACUUUCUCGGAUGGGGCGCGUCCUUUCGCUGACACGGGCCACUGACUUGCCGAACCACCCCCAGAUCCAACAGUUCCAGAAGCGGUUCAAGAAGAUCCCGAAGAUCCUCGAGCUCGACCAUCUGACCGUCACCGGCGACGUCUACUUUGGAAGGAACGUCACCCUCCGCGGGACCGUCAUCGUCGUCGCGAACGAGGGCCAGCGGAUCGACAUCCCCGACGGCUGCGUGCUCGAGAACCGGCUCGUGUCCGGAAACCUCAACCUCAUCGUGCGUUUUCGCUCGCGUUUUGUGAGAUACGACCCUUCUUUUUCUUACCUCAUCGAAAACGUUGGCAGGAGCUCUAAGCGACGUUGA
Messenger RNA from Punctularia strigosozonata HHB-11173 SS5, 2034 nucleotides. RefSeq names its product UDPGP-domain-containing protein. Gene Ontology annotation, biological process: UDP-alpha-D-glucose metabolic process; glycogen metabolic process. NCBI's taxonomy places the organism in Eukaryota, Fungi, Basidiomycota, Agaricomycetes, Corticiales, Punctulariaceae. The transcript is spliced from 4 exons. The record is from RefSeq and is a predicted model, not a curated record. Bases 1 to 2034 code for a protein of 677 amino acids. Gene Ontology annotation, molecular function: UTP:glucose-1-phosphate uridylyltransferase activity. Gene Ontology annotation, cellular component: cytoplasm.